GCGCAGGCGCGGCCGGCGCGUUUCCCCGGGCUACAGCCGUCGCCGCCGCCUGCUCGUCCGCCGCCCUGCGCCAUGGCGGGCUGCGCGGCGCGGGCUCCGCCAGGCUCCGAGGCGCGUCUCAGCCUCGCUACCUUCCUGCUGGGCGCCUCGGUGCUCGCGCUGCCGCUCCUCACGCGCGCCGGCUUGCAGGGCCGCACCGGGUUGGCGCUCUACGUGGCCGGGCUCAACGCGCUGCUGCUGCUGCUCUAUCGGCCGCCUCGCUACCAGAUAGCCAUCCGAGCUUGUUUCCUGGGGUUUGUGUUCGGCUGCGGCAUGCUGCUAAGUUUUAGCCAGUCUUCUUGGAGUCACUUUGGCUGGUACAUGUGCUCCCUGUCAUUGUUCCACUAUUCUGAAUACUUGGUGACAGCAGUCAAUAAUCCCAAAAGUCUGUCCUUGGAUUCCUUUCUCCUGAAUCACAGCCUGGAGUAUACAGUAGCCGCUCUUUCUUCUUGGUUAGAGUUCACACUUGAAAAUAUCUUUUGGCCAGAACUGAAGCAGAUCACCUGGCUCAGUGUCACAGGGCUGCUGAUGGUGGUCUUCGGAGAAUGUCUGAGGAAGGCGGCCAUGUUUACAGCUGGCUCCAAUUUCAACCACGUGGUGCAGAAUGAAAAAUCAGAUACACAUACUCUGGUGACCAGCGGAGUGUACGCUUGGUUUCGGCAUCCUUCUUACGUCGGGUGGUUUUACUGGAGUAUUGGAACUCAGGUGAUGCUGUGUAACCCCAUCUGCGGCGUCAGCUAUGCUCUGACGGUGUGGCGAUUCUUCCGCGAUCGAACAGAAGAAGAAGAAAUCUCACUAAUUCACUUUUUUGGAGAGGAGUACCUGGAGUAUAAGAAGAGGGUGCCCACAGGCCUGCCUUUCAUAAAGGGGGUCAAGGUGGACCUGUGACGGGCAGUGGCUCCGGUGACCUUGGGGCCUCCAGCCCCGUGCAGCCUGGGACAAAACUGUUUCUGGUCGGCCGCUGCAACAUGGAUUUUCUUAAUCGUUUUACAUCAUUAGUCACUCUUCUGGAAUGUCACUCAAGACCAAGCGGUCAGAAGGCCUGAGGACCCAAGGCCCCACUGGAGCAGUCUGUCCUUAUGCCGAAUCAAGGCAGAACAUGAGUGAAAGACGAAUAAGAGGCAAAUCACAGCAAUAUUCCACAGCGCCCUCCAGAGUGACCUGGGGAGGACCGAGGCCACACGCCACUGCCCCCGAGGCCAGAGUGUAAGUAAGGGAUAACCAGGACUCCCUGGGAGAGAUGGACUCUGUCCUCAGCAACACUUCCACAGCAGAGCGGGGUAGCAGGUACCCCUUCUUAUCAGCAUUAAAAAUGCAUUUACAACCUUUCAUUUAACCGAAAAACACAAACCGCUUUAACCUCCUUAUUUCUGUCCCUCACUGCAUGAACAUCUAUACAAUUUUAAAAAUAUUUCCUCAUAGGAUGCUUUGGCCUUUCAUCUAUUUAAUCAUAGCUACAUAUCUAUUUUUUAUAAGUAGCAGUACACAUUCAAAGGGGUAUUCCUAGCUCAACGCUUGGUGUUCUAGCUCAACUUUUAUCCUGCAGCAAGUAAGCCUAGAUACCUCCACACAAUUUGGCUGAGUGGCUUUGUGUGAACGUGGCCCCAGGCCAAGGGGAUCAUGGCCCUGGCCGGCUUUCCUGGGGGUCUCAGCUCCUGUUGUCAGUGACAGGCGGCUCAAAGGAGCGUCCAUUUCUCUUGAUCCAGAAGUGCUAAGUGAAUGCCUGCUCUGUGCAUGGCCUUAAACAUUGAGAAGUGCUGCUCUCCAUUUAUUUGGGAUUUGAUUCUCAUUUUACCAUAGCUUAUAUUCUCAAUUUCAAUGUCAGUCUCAGAACUCUUGUUUUAUGUGUUGUGUUCUCAAAUUACAUUGUCCCUCAUGUCAUUUCAAACUGUUUUCAAAGGGAUUUGAACAUACACAACUACAAAUCCAAGCAGACUGACUCUCAAAAAUAAUCUUAAAUAUUGCAAAUAGUCCCAACCAAGAUUCAGUCAAUAUGUUUGUUUUGCAAGUUUAGGAGAGUAGUUGGCUUUGAGUCACACAUGGAAGCUUUAAGAGGUGAAACGCUGGCUUCAUUCUGGACUAGACAGGAACUUGGCCUCAGCGUGAGAUCCUGCCAUGCAGUGUUACGGUGGCACUGAAGAAGUAUGAAUGUGAAGGCGUGGGCUUGGGGCCAGAGCACCACUCUGCUGCCCCACCACGCAGCUUGUGAGGAGCCACUAAACCUUUCCGUGCCUAGACCUCCCCAUCUGUGGAAUGGGGUCAAUACCACCUACCUCACAGGGGUGUUGUGAGGACUGAGAAGAACAAUGUCAAAUGUUUUUAAUACUUGGAUGUGGGGGCGACAUCAAUGAAAUCUGUACUGUAUAAAAGCUACACAAAAAUGGGCAGACAUUUGGUUAAUUGUACCAGAUACCUAAAAUGUAUGUUCAGAAAAGCAUUUUAUCAACUCAGAGAUACGACGUGUUUCUAGAUUUCAUGGCUUAAUGAAUUUUUUCAUUGUUAUAUAUACCAAAGAGGCUUACGGGUUCAUUGAUUACUAGUAUGACAGCUGCUGGUUUGAAAACCAGACGGCCAGGCACGGUGGCUCACGCCUGUAAUCCCAGCAAUUUGGGAAGCCAAGGUGGGUGGAUCAUGAGGUCAGGAGUUCAAGACCAGCCUGGCCAACAUGAUAAAACCCCGUCUCUACUAAAAAUACAAAAAAUAGCUGGAUGUGGUGGCGGGUGCCUGUAAUCCCAGCUACUCAGGAGGCUGAGGCAGGAGAAUCCUUUGAACCCAGGAGGCGGAGGUUGCAGUGAGCUGAGCCAUUGGACUUCAGCCUGGGCAACAGGGUGAGACAAAAAAAAAAAAACAAAACCAGACAGACUUGCCCAUCGGCCCUCACAACAUGCAUGCAGUGGGACUCUAGCCAAGGCGGUGGCCAAGCCAUCAGUAACAAUUUAUCUGGAGUGAAUGAAUGAUCCCCAGUGGGACCACGCAUGCCUAGGGCAGCAAAUUCCACUUCCUAGAACUGCAGACCGGGAGAGGAUGUAGUUAGAUUCUGGCAGCCCGCCCCGGCUCUUUGAGGGAAGGUUCUUUCCCCUGCUCUGAGUAGGGCGGGCCCAGCCUCCAUUCCCAUUGGGAGCCACGAAGUCGUCUUGUUGAUAGGUGUAGGGCAGCUGUUGGCAGCCGCUGGCCUUGUGGAUGGUAAGCUGACGGUGUUGGCAUUUAAUGCCAUCCUCCAUCUGCCAGAACCCAGAAAGUCCACCUUCCUGCCAGGCCCACCAGCUGGAAGGAGCCCAGGAGGCAAGUCUUAGGGUUUCACGGUGAAAUGCUGCCUGACACCAGGGAAAACCUGACAUUGUAUUCUGCUUGAGAGAGGAAUUCCAGGGGUAGGGAUGGUGAGAGAACAUUCCCAGCCUCUUUAUAAUCCCAGGGCAGCAGUCAGCAAUUACUUAGGGAUAAAAGAUGAACUCUUUUUUUUUUUUUUUAGACGGGGUCUUGCUCUGUGGCACAGGCUGGAGGCUGGAGUGCAGUGGCACCAUCUCGGCUCACCACAACCUCCGCCUCCCGGGUUCAAGCGAUUUUCCUGCCUCAGCCUCCUGAGUAGCUGGGAUUACAGGCUUAAGACACCAUGCCCGGCUCUUUUUUCGAGACGGAGUCUCACAUUGUCGCCCAGUGGAAUGGCACUAUCUCCACCCACUGCAACUUCUGCCUCCCGAGUUCAAGCGAUUCUCCUGCCUCACCUCCCAAGCAGCUGGGAUUACAGGCAUGUGCCACCAUGCCCGGCUAGUUUUUUGUAUUUUUAGUAGAGACGGAGUUUCACCAUCUUGGCCAGACUGGUCUCGAACUCCUGACCUCAUGAUCUGCCUGCCUCGGCCUCCCAAAGUGCUGGGAUUAUAGGCGUGAGCCACCACGCCUGGCCAAGAUGAACUCCUUAAGGGCAGGAUUUGGUAAGUGAUUGACUUCUGUUUAGUUCUGUGAUCUUGAGAUUAUUUUUAGCUUUAUAAAUUUAGCAGUGGCAGGGCCCGCAGAGAAUCAGGUUAGUGCGGUAAAGGCCACAUCACCAAUUUUCUCAAUUUAAAAAACUGUCAAGAGAUUUAUUUUUCCAUUGCAGGUUUUAAAGUGGAGAUUCUUAAGUGGAAAAUAGGUACUGCUCAGAACAAAGCUACUUGGAAACAGCACAACAUGAAGCCUUUCGUGAGGGCUUGCAGGCCGCUGCUGAGUGGCAGUUUACAGAAGAGGUCGCGGGGUGAGCCUCUUAGGACAGAAAACAGAAGGCAGCAGUGCACCUGCCACCCCUUUGUUGGUGCGAGCUGCUCCUUGAGCCUAAAAAGUAGGCUUUAUUCAUCCCUUCUGUUCAUUUACCAACCUGGGGGAUUGAUAUGACCAGGGAAAACAUUCCUAAACCAGGAAGCUGCACUAGCCGAUCAGGCUUGGUAAGGUCUCGGCCACAGCUGGCUGCUAGGAGUACCCCCACGAUAGGCACAGCACACCACUGUCCCUUCGCUGCACUUUCUUCCUGCCUUAGGUAGGUGGGCUUGCCCACCAUAGUUUGCUUUUGUCGUGGUUUGGCAAGGUUAGAAGACCUCGACCUCUCUGUCUUGCUGGGAAGUGCUUACUCUCUGGGCCACUGCUGCAGAAGACGUGGUACUUGUCAUGGGUUUGGAAGACACAGCCAUCUGCAGUAGAGGCAGCCUAUCCCAUUGCAAGGAGAGGAACUUAAUGGAGUAAUUAUUCUACUCUUCUUUUUACAUACAGAAAUGUUUAUUUAAAUAUUCUAAAUUGGAUUUUCUUUCACAGAUACUGAUUAUUCUUUCGAGUUCUUAAAUAAAACGGCACUUGAUUUCACUCAA
Messenger RNA from Macaca mulatta (Rhesus monkey), 4871 nucleotides. The record is from RefSeq and is a predicted model, not a curated record. Lineage: Eukaryota; Metazoa; Chordata; Mammalia; Primates; Cercopithecidae.